CAUCAGGAUGGUAUAAAAAGUGUGAGAGGUGUAAGAGGCUACAGUAGAGCCAUCGCAAAGAAGAGACAACUUCUGCUUAGGGAAAGAACUGAGGACUGCAGAUUACUGAAUAUGGAGACCUUGAAGAGUGCAAGGAAAGAUGACUCGGGUGAAGCUGGCCGCGACUUAUCCGAGCAAAUCAAAGCCGCCACUAAGGAAAACCAUAUCAGAGCUGAAAAUACAGAGCUGAUGCUCAGUUACCAGAAGGGACAGAUUACUCUGCCACAAUACAAGGUCCUGCUGUGCUCCCUUUAUGAGAUCUACAAAGCUCUAGAAGAAGAGCUGGACAGAAAUUCCUCUCAUCCAGCUGUGGCGCCUAUUUACUUCCCUCAGGAACUUUCCCGCUUGGAAUCUCUGGAAAGAGAUCUGGAGUAUUUCUUUGGCCAGGACUGGAAGAAGAGAGUGAUUGUCCCUGCAGCCACACACAGAUAUGAACAGAGACUGAGAAAGAUUGGCAAAGACAACCCUGAGCUACUCGUUGCCCACGCCUACACCCGCUACCUCGGCGAUCUGUCAGGCGGACAAGUAUUGGGAAAAAUCACUCAGAAAUCUCUGGGGUUGAGCAGCAAAGAGGGGCUGUCGUUCUUCUCCUUCCCCGGCGUGAGCAGCCCCAACCGUUUCAAGCAGCUGUACAGGAGCCGGAUGAACAGCGUGGAGCUGACCGAGGAGGAGAAGGCGGUCGUUCUGGAGGAGGCCGUGGCAGCGUUUGAGCUGAACAUCCGGGUUUUUGAUGACUUACAGAAAAUGCUGAGCAUCACAACAGAAACGGACAUAUCAAAAAGGAGCUUGGCAGCUACCAGGGUCCCAGUGUCACCCAUCCUGCAAUUCACCAUAGGACUGUGUGUUGCCCUGGCAACUAUAGGAGCUGGAAUGUAUGCACUGUAGAAAUGUGGCUUUUAUACUCAACAUGCACGUGGAGCACUUUACAUGCUAAAUAUGAAAUCAAGAUUGAAUUUAAAUUUGAUCUAUGCAGCAGAACUGUAACUUGGAGCUUGUCGUGUACAAUGCUUUGCAAAGAAUCUGUUUCAGUUUGUCUUCUUGUAAACACAAACUCUAAUGGAUUUUACACAAUAGUAUAUAAUUGUGAAAUGGAAGGACAAUGAUGCAUGAUUUUGAAAUUAGUUUAAAAUAAAAAUCUGAAAAAUGA
This is a messenger RNA of Girardinichthys multiradiatus, 1186 nucleotides long. RefSeq names its product heme oxygenase-like. NCBI's taxonomy places the organism in Eukaryota, Metazoa, Chordata, Actinopteri, Cyprinodontiformes, Goodeidae. Gene Ontology annotation, molecular function: heme binding; heme oxygenase (decyclizing) activity. The transcript is spliced from 6 exons. Bases 112 to 924 code for a protein of 270 amino acids. The record is from RefSeq and is a predicted model, not a curated record. Gene Ontology annotation, biological process: response to oxidative stress; heme oxidation; heme catabolic process.